Molecule: messenger RNA, 1081 nt
Organism: Homarus americanus (American lobster)
Lineage: Eukaryota; Metazoa; Arthropoda; Malacostraca; Decapoda; Nephropidae
Product: enoyl-CoA delta isomerase 2-like
Molecular function (GO): fatty-acyl-CoA binding
Source: RefSeq, a predicted model, not a curated record
AUUACAGCUCAGCAGGCUUGUGAUGUGCAAUUAGUGACGGAAGUGUUCCCUGAUGGUAGUUUCCAGCAAGAAGUUUGGACCAAACUGGAAGCAUAUGCAAAGCUACCAGUAAAGUCGCUUGUCUACUCCAAAGCACUGACAAGGGAUAUGGAGAAGGAUAUUCUUCACAAGGUGAAUGAUGCUGAAUGUGAACGUUUGGUUGAGCGCUGGACAUCAGAGGACUGCAUCAAUGCUAUUGUAAAGUUCUUUAACCGCAAAACGUAGGGAGGUUAGUUUGUUAAAUGAGUUCUUCAAGAUAGUUCAUUAAGAAAACAGUUAAAGACAAUUUGGAAACAACAUCUGGCAAAUGUAGAAGAACCAAGUGUCUUGCAAUACAUUUUUUCAACCAGAAAGCAAAAUCUCACCUAAAACCCAGUCUCCACCCUGCAAUGCUGCUCCAGACACUGCAGCUGAUCUGCUCUUUACAUCUUCAACAUUCAUGCACCAUUCCACCACAGAUGAUCCUUCAGUAUAACUUCCACACAAGACCCCUGGGAGUAACUGACCAUUGUUUUUAAUUAUCUGAGGUUCUUUCGCUUCCAGGUUGUAAAAUAUUCUCAUUUGUUUGAAGAGCUGAUUUAAAAGCAUAGAAGCUAUGAGGAUAGCAUAUCAUAUACAGUUAUUAAUGUUGGGAACUUUGAGUACAGUACAGGCAGUCCCCUGAGUUGUGAACAGGUUAUGUUCCUGGACCCUGUUCAUUAGUCACAACAGCAAAAAUUCCAUAGUUUAGGUUAGGUUAAAGCAUAGCCCUGUCCAUACAAAACAAAAAAAUAUCCCAUACAUAACAAAUAAUGUAAAUACUGUAGAUAAGUGAUGUUAAACAGUAUAAAGUAAUGUAAAAAAAAUGGAAAUUUAGUUAAAGAUAUUUGUGAUAAAUAUAUUAGGAUCCCAUUCAUAGAUGCGAGUGUUCAUAAGUCGAGUGUUCGUAACUCAGGGCACUGUCUGUAUCUUGUACUGUAUAUGCAUUUUGACUACUUACAAAUGAAAUACCCUAUGGAAGAACUCGGUAACAGCCAAAAUACAAAAAAAGCCAGAAAAUACA